Molecule: messenger RNA, 1275 nt
Organism: Polistes canadensis
Lineage: Eukaryota; Metazoa; Arthropoda; Insecta; Hymenoptera; Vespidae
Gene: Rpp30
Product: ribonuclease P protein subunit p30
Exons: 7
Coding region: 280-1104 (274 amino acids)
Biological process (GO): tRNA processing
Cellular component (GO): nucleolar ribonuclease P complex
Molecular function (GO): RNA binding
Source: RefSeq, a predicted model, not a curated record
UCUCGAAAGUAUAUUUCGAUAGGUCGUUUCUAGUUAUUUCCAUUCCUCUCAACUUAUACACCUUGUACACAUGAGAAAAAUAAACAGGAUUUUAUAUAUUUUUCAAAACAUCUACAACAAACAUAAAAUUUAAUUUAUUUGUUUAAUUUAGAAUAUAAUUUUUAUAAAUGAAAUUGUACAUUUGCAUUCCUAUACCAACUAGAAAAGGUAUAGAAUCGUAGCACUUUGAGGUUAUCUUUGAGUUUAUCUUUUCGUGAAUACUUGUUAAAUAUUGCAAAUAUGUCUAUGAAAUACAAUGAGGGAUAUUUUGAUUUGUGUAUAAAUGCAUCGAAGGAUGGUAAUGCCUCCGAUUUACGUGAAAUAUUAUUAAAAUCAUAUAAGCUGGGAUAUAGGUCAGUGGCAAUUAAUCAAAUCAUAGAUGAAAGUACUUUUGAAACUAAAAAGAAAAGGAAAAAAUGCGACGACGAUUCACGAACGUUUCUUAAUCCAAUUGACGUCGAUGAUUUGGUCAAAGAAUUUGAAGGCAAACUUAACAUUUUUAAUAGAAUUACAUUUGCUUUUAGUGAUGAAGAAAAAACUCGUCUGUUGAAUCAAUGGAAUGUUUUAAAAAAGUUCCACGUAUAUUCUGUCAUACCAAAAACAAGCGAAGCACUUCAGUUCGCGUGUUCCCAAUUAAACACAGAUAUCAUUACUUUAAAUGCAUCCAGCACUCAAUUCAAAAUGACUAAAAAACUUUACAUGCAAGCUUUAGACAGAGAUAUACAUUUUGAAAUACAGUAUACAGAUGUGAUUAAUCAAGAAUCACGACAACUUGCUAUACAUCAGGCUCAUUUAUUUUAUGUUUAUGGAAAAAGCAAAAAUGUGAUAAUAUCGAGUGGGGCUAAUAAAGUUACGGAUAUCAGAAAUCCUUACGACGUUAUCAACUUGGCAGCUUUAUUGGGAUUAAACGAAAAUAUGUCUAAAGCAGCUAUUCUGUACCAGAAUAAAAAUCUACUUUUAAGAGCAGAAAGACGACGUUUCGGUAAAGUUUUCGCAAUAAAAAUAGAAGAAGAAGUAAAAGAAAGUGAUAGUACCGAUUCAAAUGCAAAAAAGUCAAAGUUAUGAGUACUGUAAAUAUUAGUGAAUUUAAUUUCCAAUUUAUUUUAUAUCUAAUAUGUAUAAAGAAUUAUUUAUUAUUAAUUUUAUAAUAAAAUAUUAAAAUAGGACUUAUUUUUUCAUUGGAAGUUACAAAAUGUCAAUAAGAUGAUUAAACCAAAGAAUACAGAAAUACAUACA